This is a messenger RNA of Penicillium canescens, 1304 nucleotides long. Its product is annotated as Zn(II)2Cys6 transcription factor domain-containing protein. NCBI's taxonomy places the organism in Eukaryota, Fungi, Ascomycota, Eurotiomycetes, Eurotiales, Aspergillaceae. The coding region runs from base 1 to 1224 and encodes 407 amino acids. Gene Ontology annotation, biological process: regulation of DNA-templated transcription. Gene Ontology annotation, molecular function: zinc ion binding; DNA-binding transcription factor activity, RNA polymerase II-specific. The transcript has 2 exons. The record is from RefSeq and is a predicted model, not a curated record.
AUGAAGCGUACCUCAGCUUCUUCGCGACCGCGAAGAAGCGGGUUAGCACCUCCUCGGAAGAAGAGCUGUUCUCAGUGCGAAAAGUCGAAAGUGAGAUGUGAUCUCGCAAAGCCCACUUGCUCACGCUGCAAGACUCGGAAAACAAAUUGCCAGUAUCCUGCUGUUGUUGGACCAAAACAUCAUGCAUAUUCCCACCCUGAUGUUUUAUCGAGUAUCCCAGUCACAGAGGAUAUUCCGUCUGUCUCAGCCGAGAUUGGAUCCGCAGGUGAAACAUUUAAGAUCCCAGCGAUCUGUUUGACCAAACCGGACAUGUCAACAGACAUGGAUUUUGAACAUCUGGACCUGGUUCCAAUGGCAAACGCAGACGAAAUUCUUGAUCGCUGGACGCGUCCUUACCUGAACAUGUCGACAGCCUCAGUACCCAAAGCUUUCCCGCCUUACACCAUCCAAUACAUUACUCGUAUCCUGAAAUCCUACGUCUCCAAGCUAAAUUCAUCCGCGGUACCUCCAUUCAUUCACCACCAGCAGGUGACAGGCAAUGUUCCGCCAAUAUUAGCCAAUUGCUUCAGCCUCGUCCGCUCCUGGCUAAAUCGAAUGCCGGGAAAUGAGAAGAUAAUCCAGAGACAAAUAUUGCGGGAGAUGAGGAAGAUCUAUGAUCAGGGACCACAAUCCUGUGAAAUCGAUCGCCUGUGCGCUUUUCAAGCGUAUUUGAUUUACAUGAUGGCAAUCUUUUCCUCUUCCUUCGAGGAAGGCGCUCUCGAGGAUGACACUGAACUUGAAUCCCACAUCAGACUCCAGGGGAUAGGGUUUUAUUGUGCGAAAACUGGUAUCACAUCGGAAGCUGAAGAGUUAAACAAUCGACCCAAGUGGGAAUCCUAUAUCAUCACCUCCGCCAAGCGCCGGACCCUCUUCACCAUGUAUCUCUUAAGCAGCGUCUACAAUUUCAAAAUGGGCUUACCAAACUUCGUGGCGGAAGAAUUGCGAGGCGCAUUUCUCCCGGAUGGUUCCCGUUUAUGGGGGCAACACAAUCGCGCAGCCUGGGAACAAGCAUACCAUGCCCAUUUGAGUCGGUGGCCAGAUGGCAAGCUUGAGAUUUCCGAGCUCUGGCGUGAUUCCGAGACUGGCUCAGCGGCCCGGCAGGAGAGAAUCGAACGGUGGCUAGAGUUUGCAGAUGAGUUUGGGACGGCGCUCUUUGCUGUUUGCGCGCAUAUCCACGGGUGCUAGGUUAAUGGUUGAGUGUUGCUUGAGGCGGCAGAUUGUCGAAAUUCGCUUUGCGGACUUCAAGUCGGCUGCUACUAGCUACC